AUGCUAGGAUUGUUAGAAACAAAGAAAGCGAGUUUGGCUAAAUCUGAUGUUGUGCAACUUUGGGCAAAUGAUGCAGUUAGUUGGGAGUUUGUAGGGGCGGAAGAGGCGUCAGGAGGCCUGCUGUUGAUGUGGGAUGAAAUGGUUUUUAAGAUGGAUAAUUGUUAUAAAGGAGAUAGAUGCUUAUGUGUGAAGGAUGUGCUGGUAAAAAAUAAUUUAUGUUGUGCGUUCUGUCUGGUAUAUGGUGCGCAUGCAAGAGAAGAAAAGCUGCUUGUGUGGGAAGAGUUGAGUUUCUUGUCUAGGCUUUGUCAAGCACCGCUGUGCUAUCUGGGGGAUUUUAAUGAGGUUACGCAAGUGGAAGAUAGAAAAGGAGCAACUGCUUUGUUGUUGUAUGCAACCGAGUUCAAAUCAUGGAUUCAGGAUAUAGAGUUAGUGAACCUUGCAUUGACUGAUCAUAAGUUCACUUGGUUCAGGGGCCAGUUGUGUAGUCAUAUUGAUCAGGUCCUUGUUAGUUUGGAGUGGUUAGAAGAGUUUCCUAAAACUAUACUGAAAGGAGGACCUAGAGGUUUGUCAGACCAUUAUCCUCUGAUUAUAGAUGUCACAAGGGUGAGAAGGGGGCCGAGACCGUUUCGAAGCCUGAAUUCUUAG
Messenger RNA from Arachis stenosperma, 645 nucleotides. RefSeq lists its product as uncharacterized. The transcript has a single exon. The record is from RefSeq and is a predicted model, not a curated record. NCBI's taxonomy places the organism in Eukaryota, Viridiplantae, Streptophyta, Magnoliopsida, Fabales, Fabaceae. Bases 1 to 645 code for a protein of 214 amino acids.